Molecule: messenger RNA, 2950 nt
Organism: Pseudogymnoascus verrucosus
Lineage: Eukaryota; Fungi; Ascomycota; Leotiomycetes; Thelebolales; Thelebolaceae
Exons: 4
Coding region: 269-2800 (843 amino acids)
Biological process (GO): intra-Golgi vesicle-mediated transport; endoplasmic reticulum to Golgi vesicle-mediated transport; retrograde vesicle-mediated transport, Golgi to endoplasmic reticulum
Cellular component (GO): COPI vesicle coat
Molecular function (GO): protein binding; structural molecule activity
Source: RefSeq, a predicted model, not a curated record
ACGAAAUCCAAAAAGGACCGCCGCAGCUCUCCUGUCCCCUCCCCGCACUCCGCCAUAAACCCACGAAUCCAUUACCUCCCCAGGGCAAUCACUGCGCAUAUAUCCGACGCAGGCCCCGGAUUCUAUACGCCCUGCUAUUUGCAAUUCACUGAGGGAGACGCAAGGACGACUCACUGUUGAUUGAGAUUUGGCGAGGAAGCCACGUUGAGAGUGUUUGUGUGAGAGUUUCAACGCCGACGAAUACGGAGCACGAGAGAGAGUCGGCAAGAUGCGUUUGGACGUUAAGAAACAACUCUUCGCGAGGAGCGAGAGGGUGAAGGGGAUUGAUUUCCAUCCUACAGAGCCGUGGAUCUUGACUACACUUUACAAUGGCCAUGUAUACAUUUGGUCCUACGAGACCCAGUCGAUCGUCAAAACCUUCGAGCUGACCGACGUUCCCGUGCGCGCGGGUCGCUUCAUCGCGCGCAAGAACUGGAUUGUCUGUGGAUCCGACGACUUCCAGCUGCGCGUGUACAACUACAACACCUCGGAGAAGAUCACCACCUUCGAGGCGCACCCGGAUUACAUCCGCGCCAUCGUCGUGCACCCCACCCAGCCAUUCGUUCUCACCGCCUCCGAUGAUAUGACUAUUAAGCUGUGGGAUUGGGAGAAGGGGUGGAAGUGUGUGCAGGUCUUUGAGGGACAUGCGCACUACGUUAUGGGACUGGCUAUUAACCCGAAGGAUACUAAUACCUUUGCUUCGGCGUGUUUGGAUCGCACAGUCAAGAUUUGGAGUCUGGGGAGCUCGACAGCGAACUUUACGUUGGAAGCGCAUGAGACGAAGGGUGUCAACCACGUGGAUUAUUACCCGCAGUCGGAUAAGCCGUAUCUCCUUACUACCUCGGAUGACAGGACGGUCAAGAUCUGGGAUUACACCACCAAGUCCCUGAUUGCCACCCUCGAGGGCCACACCAGCAAUGUCUCGUUCGCCUGCUACCACCCGGAGCUACCAGUCAUCAUAUCUGGUUCAGAAGACGGAACCGUCAAGAUCUGGCACGCAAACACCUACCGCCUCGAGCAGUCCCUCAACUACGGCUUAGAACGCGCGUGGUGUGUUAGCUACCAGCGCGGCAAGCAGGGCGUCGGAAUCGGUUUCGACGAUGGAGCGGUUGUUAUCAAGAUGGGUCGCGAGGAGCCAGCUGUUUCCAUGGACGGUUCGGGGAAGUUGAUCUGGGCCAGGCAUAGCGAGGUUGUGUCGUCCAUCAUCAAGGGCGGCGAUGCUUCGCUGAAGGAUAACGAGCCCAUCUCCCUCCCCACCAAGGACCUGGGCACGUGCGAAGUCUACCCGCAAACCCUGAUUCACUCGCCCAAUGGCCGAUUCGUCUCUGUCUGCGGUGAUGGAGAGUAUAUCAUCUACACUGCUCUGGCGUGGCGUAACAAGGCGUUCGGCUCGGCGCUGGACUUUGUUUGGGGAUCGAAGGAUAAUAGCAAUGACUACGCUAUCCGCGAGUCGCCGACAAGCGUGAAGAUCUAUAAGAACUUUGUGGAGAAGGCUGGGGGACUUGAUGUUGGAUUCCAGGCUGAGGGCCUUGCUGGUGGUGUUCUUCUUGGUGUUAAGGGCCAGGGUGGAAUCGGCCUGUUCGAUUGGCAGACUGGUGGCUUGGUUAGGAGGAUUGAGGUUGAUCCCAUCAAUGUCUACUGGUCCGAGAGCGGUGAACUCGUCACGCUUGCUUGCGAGGAGACCUUCUACGUCCUGCGCUUCUCGCGGGAGAACUACCUUCACGCUCUGCAGAACGGUGAAGUCGAGGAGGAUGGCGUCGAGUCAGCAUUCGAGGUCAUCACCGACAUCAACGAGAGCGUGCGCACCGGAGAGUGGGUAGGCGACUGCUUCAUCUACACGAACAGCACGAACCGCCUCAACUACCUCGUCGGCGACCAGACCUACACCAUCAGCCACUUCGACCAGCCCAUGUACCUCCUCGGCUACAUCCAGCGCGACUCGCGCAUCUACCUCUGCGACAAAGACGUCUCCGUGACCUCUUUCUCCCUCUCCCUCUCCGUCGUCGAGUACCAGACCCUCGUCCUCCGCGACGACAUGGAGUCCGCCGCCGAGCUGCUCCCCUCCAUCCCCGCCGCCGAAUCCAACAAGAUCGCCCGCUUCCUCGAGGGACAGGGCCACAAGGAACUCGCCCUCUCUGUCGCCACUGACCCAGAACACAAAUUCGACCUCGCCCUCGCCCUGAACCAGCUCCCGACCGCCCUCGCGCUCGCUCGCGUCGCUGACGCGGAGCACAAGUGGAAGACGGUCGGUGAUGCCGCGCUCGCUGCUUGGGACGUCGCACUGGCUGCGGAAUGCUUCAUGCAUGCACGUGAUCUGGGAUCCCUGCUGCUUCUGCACUCUGCAACUGGUGACCGUGACGGACUCGCCGCGCUGGCUGAGCAGGCUCGCGAGGGAGGCGCACAUAACGUCGCCUUCGCGUGUCUGUGGCAGCUAGGCGAUGUACCAGCGUGUAUCGCGCUUCUGAGCAGCACCGGACGCGCGGCUGAGGCGGCGCUGUUCGCGCAGACGUACGCGCCUAGCGCGGCGCCUAAGGCGGUAGAGGAAUGGAAGAGGGAGCUUGAGGCGGGGAAGAAGGGACGGGUGGCGAAGAUUCUUGGUGUACCUGGAGCAGAGGGGGAUGAGGAGUUGUUCCCGGAGUGGGAUGAGUGGAUUCGGUUGGAGGAGGAGGGUGGGGUGGCGACGGUGACGGAGCUGGAGGUAGAGGAGAGGGAGGAGGAGGUUAGGGAGGUGGAGGAGAAUUUGAUUGAUGCUGAGGCGUAGAUUUGUGGGGCGAGGGAGUAUAAAUAGUAGAGUAGGAAGGUAUACUGUUUGAUUUGUCUGCCUGUGGCAGUUCCUGUCUUGUGGGGCACGGCGGGGUCAAAAAGGGAAGAUAGAAGAUAAUGACAUUUCAUAUUUUUUUAGUUCACGCGC